This is a messenger RNA of Astyanax mexicanus (Mexican tetra), 762 nucleotides long. RefSeq names its product polymeric immunoglobulin receptor-like. The transcript has 5 exons. The record is from RefSeq and is a predicted model, not a curated record. NCBI's taxonomy places the organism in Eukaryota, Metazoa, Chordata, Actinopteri, Characiformes, Acestrorhamphidae. The annotation marks the transcript as partial.
UUCUGCUUCUUUUCUGCAGGUUCUGAGAGAGUAAGUACACUGCAACAUUUAACUGUAAGAAGAGGAGAAUCUCUCACUGUUCCUUGUUUUUAUGAAGAGAAAUAUAAAUCACACCGUAAAACCUGGUGUAAGGGGGGGGAAUGGAUAAUAGCAGCCUAUGCCAACACAAGUACUACAGGAAUAUCAGUCACUGAUCAUCCAUCUCAGAAUAUGUUUACUGUGGAUCUGAAGAACCUCCAAGACUCUGACUCUGGAAAGUACUGGUGUGCUGUGGAAAUCGUUGGAGCUCCAGAUGUCCGGAAUUAUGUGCAGCUGACGGUCAGUUCAGAUCCUGCUGUGUGGGUGGAGAACAGUAGAGUGAUUGGUCAGGAAGGGGGCGGAGUCAGUGUCCAGGGUUUCUACAGCUCUGGAUAUGAGAAUAAAGAGAAGAAGUGGUGCAGAGUUAAAACCUGGAGCUGCUACCCAUUCCAGGAUUCAACAGUGAACAUCAGUGAUGAUAAGAACAAUAGAUCCUUCACAGUGGAGAUGAUUGGGCUGCAGAAGAGUGAUGCUGUCUGGUACUGGUUCAGUGCAGGAGGUGUGGGAGUUACUGUUCACCUCACCGUCACUGAAAGACCUACAACAACAACAGCAGCUGUGACUACAGUUCCUACCACUCAGAAAACUACCACCAGUGAAGGAGACUACGACUUGUGGAUCUGGGAAACCCAUGGAAUCAGUGGAGUUCUGUAUCGCUCAGAACUAAACCCACCAACUCUGUGA